Molecule: messenger RNA, 830 nt
Organism: Myotis brandtii (Brandt's bat)
Lineage: Eukaryota; Metazoa; Chordata; Mammalia; Chiroptera; Vespertilionidae
Gene: C1QTNF6
Product: C1q and tumor necrosis factor related protein 6
Exons: 3
Molecular function (GO): protein binding
Source: RefSeq, a predicted model, not a curated record
UCUCGCCCGAGGCUUCCCUGCAAGGAUUCGGUGCCGCCAUGGGGACAGCCGCCCUGGACCUCCUCUGGACAGUCCUUCUGCUCCCUCUCUUGGUGUUUGGGGUCCCCACCGAGGAGCACACCUCCGGGGAAGCCCUGGCCUCCAGUCCCCCCGGGCGCUGCCGACGGUGCUGUGACUCUGAGGACCCCCUGGCCCCCGCCUAUGCUGCCGAUGAGUCCGCAGCCUCGCCAUCCUCCCUCCCGUACGUGUGGCCUGAGGUCAGGCCCUACAUUAACAUCACCAUCCUGAAGGGUGACAAAGGGGACCGGGGCCUGCUGGGCACACCUGGGAAGCUGGGCAAGGAGGGUCCCCGGGGAGAGCGAGGCCCCCAGGGCACCAAGGGUGACAAGGGGCAGGCGGGCAGCCCGGGCAGCCCGUGCCAGACUCGCUUCUCCGCCUUCUCCGUGGGCCGCAGAACGGCCCUGCACAGCAGCGAGGGCUUCCAGCCCCUGCCCUUCGACACGGUCUUCGUCAACCCGGACGGGCACUUCGACAUGGCCGCCGGCCACUUCGUGGCCCCGCUGGGCGGCCUCUACUUCUUCAGCCUCAACGUGCACAGCUGGAACUUCAAGGAGACCUACGUGCAUGUCAUGCACAACGAGGAGGCGGCCGUCAUCCUGUACGCGCAGCCCAGCGACCGCAGCAUCAUGCAGAGCCAGAGCGUGAUGCUGGCCCUGGCGCCCGGCGACCGCGUCUGGGCGCGGCUCUUCAAGCGCGAGCGGGAGAACGCCAUCUACAGCGACGACGUGGACAUCUACAUCACCUUCAGCGGCCACCUCAUCAAGCCCGAG